Rhizophagus irregularis DAOM 181602=DAOM 197198 is the source of this 1269-nucleotide messenger RNA. RefSeq lists its product as uncharacterized. The record is from RefSeq and is a predicted model, not a curated record. Lineage: Eukaryota; Fungi; Glomeromycota; Glomeromycetes; Glomerales; Glomeraceae.
GUUUUGAUUCCUUGAACCAUGGAACCAAAAAUUUUUAUACUUUUGGUCACGUCGAUUACAUUAUUUAAUACAAAAACUUUAUCUCACAAAUAUUUUUCUUCACCAAAACGUCAUUUUAUUUCAUCGACUUUUAAAUAUAAAUUUUUUAAUUUUAAUAAUAAUUUCUAUUUUAAACGUCAACUUAAAACUACAAUAAGCAAUGCGGAAAAUGCGAACAAAACUUUUGUAUAUCAACCAUCACAACAAUCUCCUUCCUCUUCCGAUACUGCUACACAACAUCAAACAUCGCAUGAAUCGCAUCAUCACAUUCACAAUAUUUCCGAAGUGUAUCCUGCAUACGAUGAUGAUUCUUUUACACAAAAAUCAUCCUCCCAUGAUAAACCAUCAUUAAUGAUAUUAAUAGGAUGGUGGAAUUGUAAACCAAAAUAUUUACAUAAAUAUAUUUCUCUAUAUACAAAUACUUUUCAUACUAAUACAUUAUCUCAUAUACCGCCAUUUUAUCAUGUAUUUUUUCCUUGGACAAUUCCUAGAGAUAUUAAUCGGUUAGCAAAAGAAUUAAUUAGCAUGUGGAUUGAACAAGGGAAACCGAAAAAUAUUGGAUUUCACGUAUUUAGUAAUAAUGGUACUUAUCAUUAUGCUAUGUUAUGUGAAGCUGUUAAAAGCUUAUCAAAAAAUUAUUUAGAAAAUGAUCAAAAGCAAAUAUCAUCUGGAACAAACAUAUCAAGUGAAGAUGCUGAAUCUUUUUUAAAUUCAAUAAAAUCUUGUGUAAUUGAUUCAGCUCCUUCUCCUAUUACAGAAAAAUAUCUUGCAUUGGGUAUAAUGGGAAGUUUUUUAAGACGCACACUAUUAAACCCUAGUAUUCCCAGUUCAAAUUCCCAAAACGAAGUAUCUAUGGUAAAACUUCCCUUUUUGGUUCCCGUAUUAUCAAUAUUCUUUACAUUACCUAUUGUUAAAAAAUAUCAAGAUUUUGCCCACAAAUCGUUAUAUAAUAUUCCUGGUGGUAUUCAUGAUGGUAGAGAUAUAAAGUAUUUAUUUUUAUAUGGACCUGGCGAUAAAAUUGUGCCUGAAAAAGACACAAUAGAAUUUAUAUCAAAAAUAAAGGAAAGAGAAAGUAAUUUUAUUAAUAUUGAAGGCAAAAAAGGCAUAUUGAAAAUUGUUGAAAAAAGAUUUGGGGCCGACAGUGAACAUGUACAACAUUUUCUAAGAUAUCCCGACGAAUAUAUUAUUAUUUUAAAAUCAUUUUAUAAUAUCGAAUAAGUAAAAAUUCCA